Messenger RNA from Emiliania huxleyi CCMP1516, 603 nucleotides. RefSeq lists its product as hypothetical. Lineage: Eukaryota; Haptophyta; Isochrysidales; Noelaerhabdaceae. Bases 1 to 603 code for a protein of 200 amino acids. The record is from RefSeq and is a predicted model, not a curated record. The transcript has 2 exons.
AUGCCGUCUGCGCAUUCGUGCGGGAGCAGGGGAGGAGAGGGAUCACGCAUAAUCUUCCUCGACUGUGAUGGCGUGUUGUGCUGCAACAGAACAGCUUUGAUUGAGUUGGACAAGCUGCAGCGCCUCACCUCCGUCGUGAAGCGCACCGGCGCAUGCAUCGUUUUGAGCACAGACUGGCGGAGGUUCCCAGCCUUCAAGUCGACUCUGGUCGAGGCACUGUCACGGAUGGGCCUCAAGGUGGUGGGUUCGACACCGCUGAUGGCUUCGCAGCGAGCGGCCGCCGGCCGAGCCACACCGGUGGUGUCGUGGGCAGCAAUCGAUGACCGGCCGCUGCUCGCCGAGAAGGGUGGGAUGGACCUUCUGGGCCAUUUCGUGCAGACGCGGUGGGCGACGGGGCUCAACCAGGCGGCAGAAGAGGCGCUCCUCGAGGUGCUGCUGGGGCCUCAGCCAAGGUCGAUCCCAAAGACGCCCGUGCCUGUUCCGCUGCCCACCACAUCCAAGCAGCGGGAGGAGUCGCGGGCGAUGUCGACGCCGUGGACGUGGGAGACGGUCCUCAAGGCUUGCAUCUCUCGUUCCAUGAACACCAUGUCCACGGUCAUGUGA